Molecule: messenger RNA, 545 nt
Organism: Hordeum vulgare subsp. vulgare (domesticated barley)
Lineage: Eukaryota; Viridiplantae; Streptophyta; Magnoliopsida; Poales; Poaceae
Product: protein BRICK1
Exons: 2
Coding region: 86-352 (88 amino acids)
Biological process (GO): regulation of actin polymerization or depolymerization; actin filament organization; cell motility
Cellular component (GO): SCAR complex
Molecular function (GO): protein-containing complex binding
Source: RefSeq, a predicted model, not a curated record
ACCAAGGACAACAGCAGCGACUUCUUCUCCAUAGUGGGUGGGGAGGGGAGCGUCCGGCGAGCGAGAGGUAGACGAAGGAGAAGCAAUGGCUCGCGCGGGGCAAGGAGGUGGGAUGGGGAGCGCGGUGAACGUGGGGAUCGCGGUGCAGGCCGACUGGGAGAACCGCGAGUUCAUCUCCAACAUCUCCCUCAACGUCCGCCGCCUCUUCGACUUCCUCCUCCGAUUCGAGGCCACGACGAAGAGCAAGCUGGCGUCGCUGAACGAGAAACUAGACGGCCUGGAGCGGAAGCUGGAGGUGCUGGAAGUCCAAGUGAGCAGCGCCACCACCAACCCCUCCGUUUUCAACAACUAGCUAAGCCUAAUUAGCUAGAAGAAGUGUUAGCACGCGGAAUUGCAGCUGCAGAGCUUACUCACGUUUCGAGGAGCAUUCUGGCUUUGUGUUGUGUGUUUCCUGUGUAUGUGCAGUCAAUCAGUCUAUGUGUGUAUGUAUGUAUGUAUGAACAUGCCAUGUACUCCAAUUAAUCGAUUGAGAUGUUAAUUACUUA